Balearica regulorum gibbericeps (East African grey crowned-crane) is the source of this 453-nucleotide messenger RNA. Lineage: Eukaryota; Metazoa; Chordata; Aves; Gruiformes; Gruidae. The record is from RefSeq and is a predicted model, not a curated record.
AUGGGAAGUGACCCUGUCAAGGUUAAAGAGAUGCUACGGGAUGACUUCCGCCAAAACCCUACAGAUGUUGUGGUAGCAGCUGGAGAGCCUGCCAUAUUGGAGUGCCAGCCACCUCGCGGACACCCUGAGCCUACUAUCUUCUGGAAGAAAGAUAAAGUCCGUAUUGAUGACAAGGAAGAGCGAAUCAGUAUACGUGGUGGGAAGCUGAUGAUCUCCAAUACAAGAAAAAGUGAUGCCGGCAUGUACACUUGUGUUGGAACCAACAUGGUGGGGGAGCGAGACAGCGACCCAGCAGAGCUGACUGUCUUUGAACGGCCCACGUUUCUCAGGCGACCGAUUAACCAAGUGGUGCUGGAGGAGGAGGCCGUGGAUUUCAGGUGCCAGGUGCAGGGGGAUCCCACGCCCACAGUCCGGUGGAAGAAAGAUGAUGCAGACUUGCCGAGAGGAAGGUGA